CGCUCAUGGCGGCGGCGGCGGCGGCAGAGGCGCUGGCGGCGCUCGGCGGCCGGAGCCGGAUUCAGUAGCCGGGGUGUGGGCCCGCGUCAGUCCGUCCGUCCUUCGGCCCCCUCUCUCGUCUUCCGGAGUGUGGCUGGCGGAGCCGGGAUGGCGGAGCGAGGCCUGGAGAGCGCCCCGGCUGCGGUGGCGGCGCUGCCGCCCGAAGUGCGGGCGCAGCUGGCGGAGCUGGAGCUGGAGCUCUCGGAGGGGGAUAUCACACAGAAGGGAUAUGAAAAGAAAAGGUCAAAACUCCUGUCUCCUUACAUCCCACAGACGCAAGAAGCUGAUUCAGCACUACAGAAAGAACAUAGAAACCAGACACCUGCUCCAUCUGCAGCUCAAACUUCUGCUCCUUCUAAGUACCACCGAACGAGAUCUGGGGGAGCCAGGGAUGAACGAUAUCGAUCAGAUAUCCACACAGAAGCAGUUCAGGCUGCACUGGCAAAGCAUAAAGAGCAGAAAAUGGCUUUGCCCAUGCCAACCAAAAGGCGAUCCACAUUUGUCCAGUCUCCUGCGGAUGCUUGCACACCUCCUGACACGUCUUCGGCCUCUGAGGAUGAGGGCUCUCUGAGACGCCAAGCUGCGCUCUCUGCUGCCUUGCAACAGAGCUUACAGAAUGCCGAGUCCUGGAUCAACCGUUCAAUUCAGGGAUCGUCCACUUCUUCAUCCGCAUCUUCUACGCUGUCCCAUGGAGAGGUCAAAGGAACCAUUGGGUCUCUAGCUGAUGUAUUUGCCAAUACUCGAAUAGAGAAUUUCUCUGCUCCCCCUGACGUCACUACAACUACCUCUUCCUCAUCAUCAUCUUCCUCAAUACGCCCGGCAAAUAUUGACCUGCCCCCCUCAGGAAUAGUUAAAGGCAUGCACAAAGGAUCCAACAGGUCCAGUCUUAUGGAUACAGCUGAUGGUGUUCCUGUCAAUAGCAGAGUAUCUACAAAAAUCCAACAGCUUCUCAACACUCUAAAACGACCUAAAAGACCACCCUUAAAAGAAUUUUUUGUAGAUGACUCUGAAGAAAUUGUGGAAGUACCUCAGCCAGACCCCAACCAGCCUAAGCCUGAGGGCCGGCAGAUGACACCUGUGAAAGGAGAGCCCCUGGGAGUCAUCUGUAACUGGCCACCUGCACUGGAGUCCGCCCUGCAGCGCUGGGGCACCACUCAAGCCAAAUGCCCCUGCCUGACUGCCCUGGACGUGACUGGGAAACCAGUUUACACACUGACGUAUGGAAAGUUGUGGAGCAGAAGUUUAAAGUUGGCCUACACACUGCUUAACAAACUGGGGACCAAAAAUGAACCUGUAUUGAAACCUGGAGACAGGGUAGCCCUGGUUUACCCCAACAAUGAUCCAGUCAUGUUCAUGGUGGCUUUUUAUGGAUGUCUCCUGGCAGAAGUGAUUCCAGUGCCCAUUGAGGUACCGCUUACCAGAAAGGAUGCUGGAGGGCAGCAGAUUGGCUUCUUGUUAGGAAGUUGUGGUAUUGCUUUAGCUCUUACAAGUGAAAUUUGUCUGAAGGGGCUGCCAAAAACCCAGAAUGGAGAAAUUGUACAAUUUAAAGGUUGGCCUCGGCUCAAAUGGGUUGUGACAGAUUCCAAAUACCUUUCAAAGCCACCUAAAGACUGGCAACCCCACAUCUCGCCUGCUGGAAUGGAGCCAGCAUACAUUGAGUACAAAACAAGCAAAGAAGGGAGUGUAAUGGGAGUCACAGUAUCCCGGCUUGCAAUGUUGUCUCACUGCCAAGCUCUGUCCCAGGCCUGCAAUUACACUGAAGGUGAAACAGUAGUGAAUGUUCUAGAUUGUAAGAAGGAUGCGGGGCUUUGGCAUGGCAUGUUUGCGAAUGUAAUGAAUAAGAUGCAUACAAUUAGUGUACCUUACUCUGUUAUGAAGACUUGUCCUCUCUCUUGGGUCCAAAGAGUACAUGCCCACAAAGCUAAGGUAGCUUUGGUCAAGUGUCGAGACUUGCACUGGGCCAUGAUGGCACAUCGGGACCAAAGAGAUGUGAGCUUGAGUUCCCUUCGGAUGUUAAUUGUGACUGACGGAGCAAAUCCCUGGUCUGUGUCAUCCUGUGAUGCCUUCCUGAGUCUGUUCCAAAGCCAUGGGCUAAAACCGGAGGCCAUCUGUCCAUGUGCUACUUCUGCUGAAGCCAUGACUGUUGCCAUCCGCAGACCUGGUGUUCCAGGGGCCCCUUUGCCUGGAAGAGCUAUUCUCUCAAUGAAUGGAUUGAGCUAUGGGGUAAUACGGGUCAAUACUGAAGACAAAAACUCGGCACUGACUGUCCAGGAUGUGGGGCAUGUCAUGCCCGGUGGGAUGAUGUGCAUUGUGAGACCUGAGGGACCACCCCAACUCUGCAAAACAGAUGAAAUUGGCGAAAUCUGUGUCAGCUCCAGAACAGGGGGCAUGAUGUACUUCGGGCUUGCUGGUGUGACGAAAAAUACAUUUGAGGUGAUUCCAGUGAAUUCUGCAGGCUCUCCUGUUGGGGAUGUGCCAUUCAUCCGGUCAGGUUUGCUUGGAUUCGUUGGACCGGGAAGCUUGGUAUUUGUGGUUGGAAAAAUGGAUGGAUUACUGAUGGUUAGUGGCAGAAGACAUAAUGCUGAUGACAUUGUUGCCACUGGAUUGGCUGUUGAGUCAAUAAAGACUGUUUAUAGAGGAAGAAUUGCUGUGUUUUCUGUGUCUGUGUUUUAUGAUGAGCGCAUUGUGGUGGUUGCCGAACAAAGACCUGAUGCCUCCGAAGAAGAUAGUUUCCAGUGGAUGAGCCGAGUGCUGCAGGCAAUUGAUAGCAUUCAUCAGGUGGGAGUUUACUGUCUUGCUUUGGUGCCUGCCAAUACAUUGCCAAAAACUCCACUAGGAGGGAUCCAUAUAUCUCAGACCAAACAGCUCUUUUUAGAAGGAUCUCUGCAUCCUUGCAACAUCCUCAUGUGCCCACAUACAUGUGUGACCAAUCUGCCAAAACCCAGACAAAAGCAACCAGGUGUAGGCCCUGCUUCUGUAAUGGUUGGGAAUCUGGUUGCCGGAAAACGCAUAGCCCAGGCUGCUGGAAGGGAUCUUGGGCAAAUUGAAGAGAAUGAUUUGGUGAGGAAGCAUCAGUUUCUGGCAGAAAUUUUACAGUGGCGAGCUCAGGCAACUCCUGAACAUGUACUCUUCAUGCUGUUAAAUGCCAAGGGAACUACUGUGUGCACAGCCAGCUGCCUUCAGCUUCAUAAGCGAGCAGAGCGGAUAGCAUCAGUGCUCAGUGAUAAGGGACACCUGAAUGCUGGGGACAAUGUGGUGUUGCUCUAUCCACCUGGCAUUGAGUUAAUUGCUGCAUUCUAUGGCUGCCUGUACGCGGGGUGCAUCCCUGUGACUGUGCGACCUCCUCAUGCUCAGAACCUCACAGCCACGCUGCCCACUGUCCGCAUGAUUGUUGAUGUCAGCAAGGCAGCCUGCAUUCUCACCACUCAGACCCUAAUGAGGUUACUGAGGUCUCGAGAAGCAGCGGCAGCUGUGGAUGUGAAAACCUGGCCCACCAUCAUUGACACAGAUGAUUUACCCAGGAAAAGGUUACCUCAGCUGUAUAAACCUCCCACUCCUGAGAUGUUGGCAUACCUUGAUUUCAGUGUCUCCACCACAGGCAUGCUCACAGGAGUAAAGAUGUCCCACUCCGCGGUCAACGCUCUCUGUAGAGCCAUCAAGCUCCAGUGCGAGUUGUACUCCUCACGGCAGAUCGCCAUCUGCCUUGAUCCUUACUGUGGACUUGGCUUUGCACUGUGGUGUCUCUGCAGUGUGUAUUCAGGUCACCAGUCCAUCUUAAUUCCUCCUAUGGAGUUAGAAAACAACCUCUUCCUCUGGCUCUCCACUGUCAACCAGUACAAAAUAAGGGAUACUUUCUGCUCCUAUUCAGUAAUGGAGCUCUGCACCAAAGGACUUGGAAACCAGGUAGAGGUGCUAAAGACCAGAGGGAUCAAUCUCUCAUGCAUCCGGACCUGUGUGGUGGUGGCCGAGGAGCGGCCCCGAAUAGCCCUGCAACAGUCCUUCUCCAAACUCUUCAAAGACAUCGGGCUGUCCCCUCGGGCUGUCAGCACCACAUUUGGAUCAAGAGUCAAUGUAGCAAUAUGUUUGCAGGGAACCUCAGGGCCUGAUCCAACAACUGUGUACGUGGAUCUGAAGUCACUAAGACACGACAGGGUUCGUCUUGUGGAACGAGGCGCCCCGCAGAGUUUGCUCCUCUCCGAGUCUGGAAAGAUCUUACCUGGAGUGAAAGUGGUUAUUGUUAAUCCAGAGACCAAAGGGCCUGUUGGAGAUUCUCACCUUGGAGAGAUUUGGGUCAACAGUCCCCACACAGCUAGUGGCUACUACACCAUCUACGAUAGUGAGACUCUUCAAGCCGAUCAUUUCAACACCCGCCUCAGCUUCGGAGAUGCUGCUCAGACUCUCUGGGCACGGACAGGAUAUCUUGGUUUUGUUCGCCGGACAGAGCUUACUGCAGCCACCGGAGAGCGUCAUGAUGCUUUAUACGUUGUGGGGGCUUUGGAUGAAACCCUGGAGCUGAGAGGAUUAAGAUAUCACCCGAUUGAUAUUGAGACCUCAGUGUCCCGGGUCCACAGGAGCAUUGCUGAAUGUGCCGUAUUUACAUGGACCAACUUGCUUGUGGUGGUUGUGGAACUGUGUGGCUCUGAGCAGGAAGCCCUCGAUCUGGUUCCUUUAGUGACAAAUGUGGUCCUGGAAGAGCAUUACCUCAUCGUUGGAGUCGUGGUUGUGGUGGACCCAGGUGUUAUCCCCAUUAACUCCAGAGGAGAGAAGCAGAGGAUGCACCUUCGUGACAGUUUCCUUGCUGACCAGUUAGACCCUAUCUAUGUGGCAUAUAACAUGUAACCAGCCUUGUGGAGAUUUCAAGGGGAGAUUUCCAUCCUAAAAAACCACAAGGACCAAAGAUCUGGGACUAGAAGCAAGCAUUCAGAUGAUGAGAAAUAAGCUGGGACAGCUACUUUAGAUACUUCAUCUCAUCCUGUGGAAUUCUGCACUAAGCAUACAGGGAAGGGGAAUUCUGAGAUGGCAAAUGAAAAAAAUGUUAACAGUCUGUUAGUCAUGAGCUUGGACCUAGCGUGAGCAGCACGUUACUAAAGCAAUUACAUGCAUGUUGCAUUUUUUUCAUCUGUUGUAUAUACUUGUAUUUUUACCUAAUGCUCUUUUAGAAUUUUGUAAGAGUCGAAUGAAUUCACAUGAAGGGGGUAGUCUGAGUUAUACAAUUCCCCACUCUGUACUGUAUUUUGCCAUUUGAUCAUAGCUAGGCAUCCUGUGGGCUUUGUUAACAUGGAGCUACUCUUAGUCUACACAUAAGCAAAACUGAUAACCCACUGAAUAUGAGAAUUACAUUAUAUAUAUGCAUAUAUAUAUAAAUUCUUAACUGUAAAACAUUUGACCAGUGUUUUAAACAUGUAAAUAAGAAUACACAUAAUUCAGCUUAAAAAAACUGAAGAAUUGGCUUAUAUAGUUAUUAACAACCAAAAUAGGAACAUUUGUGCUUUGAGAGAAUUUUAGAACUCUCGUAGUGCAGUGUAAUUGAAUAGAUGACUAAAAAGUGCAAAUUGUUGGCAGAUUUUACUGCACGUUGUACUAUGUCUCUUUUGGCUGGUGUAUUUUAUAAACUAAAGCUGCCUGUAUUUGUUUUUAAAGCUUGCAUUCCCAGAAUCAGCUUAAGCUUUUAAGAAUUCAACCUAUUUCUGUAAGCUGAAAAUCUGUUUAAAAAUCAAAAUGUUAUGGACAAACUGAGAUUCAUUAAAUCCCACCCUGUUCUAAGGAACCAGGAUAAUGCACUUCGGCCCCCAGUGUUGGAACUGUUGAGACUGCAUAAUAUUUGAGAAUUUCCUCUUUUCCAGCCCCCCAUUAUAAACCGUGUGUGCAGUUUGUAUACAGAGCUACUUGUUUCUGCAAAGUGCACUGCAUGCACAUUUCACGACGUGCACAAGGGGUUCAAGAGCAGGUGGUAGGCUGGGAAAGCAGUAGGACCUACCAAUAGUCACAUGAGAUUAUAAGGCUACACGACUCAACAUCUCAAAACUGAUCGUUUUGGGUUGCCGAAAUAGACAGGCUUAUGCUGCAGUAGGGGAAGGCUGAUGCUUUCAAGAAACUUCUGAAAUAACUGUGGUGCCCUGGCCAAGCGGACUGAGCCUGAGACUGAGUUUGGCGUCCGGCUCAGUUUCCUUUCUUUGGUCUGAUACUUCAUGUAUUUGAAUAUAGUUGAAUUUUAUUAUUUUUUUCUUACAGAAAUAUUUUUAAAAAUUAAAACUCAAAAGUGAACAGAGUUAACUUGUUAAAUCAGAAUGGUUCUCUUUGACCCACUCUGGUCUAUUGUGUAAAUAUUUAUUUAGGCUAUUUUAAUAAUACAUAUUAUUUACCCCCACUGUAACAUCAUGUAAACUAAAUAUGUUUUUAAACAAUUUUUAAGACUUGUAAUUACCCUGAAAAUAAGGUUUAUAAUGCAAAGACCAGACCCCUCACCAGGGCAGCAUUAUUGGGGGCUGCCCUUAUAACAAGUCUCUAAGCCACUUUAUGACUCUUCCUUUUACAUAAUUCCUCUUUUCCUCCCAACUCAUUCUCCACCGAGGCAGACCUCAAGGCAUUUUCCAGUUCCAGAUCUCUUUUUCAACAUUUUGUAUGAAGUUAAUUUACAUGUGAUGGGAACUGUUCUAGUGUAUACAGUGGAAAAAACAACAUUGGGCCUAGAAAAUCCAUUGUUUUGCAAUGGCUUGGUUUGCAGAGAAUAUCUCCUACUUAUUCGGAAAGUAACUUUCUAAUAGUCUUAGUGAUCCUGAGGGUUAAAUAGUUUUAUCUUGGGGGCUGGAGAGAUAGUACAGAGGUUUCUGCGCUUGCCUUGCCCACCGCUAUCCCAUCUGAUCCCCAGCACUGCAUAUGGUCCCCUGAGCACCACUAGGUAUGAUCCCUGCUCCUGGUGUGGCCCAGAGUCUCCCCCACCCCCUACCUACCUUCAUCUAUCUCCACAAUCCACAAAUUCUAAGAAAGGAUAAAAAGGGCAGAAUGUAUCCUAUGGAUGACUUUGAAAAUUCUUACUACACAGUUAAUAUGUCUAUUAGACAUACAAUGUGAACCACAUCUGUCAUUUAAAUUUUUCUAGAAAGCACAUUAUGAAAAAGUAAACUGAAGCAGGGCCAAGAGAGUGGCUCAGUGGUAAAACUCAUGCCUUAUAUGCCUGGGUUUAAUCCCUGGUACCACACACACAAAUUGAAAUUUUAAGAAGCAGAUUAAAUUGAUUUGAACUUACUUUUGUUUAAGCUAAAUAUCAAAAUACUACCACUUGCCACAUGGGCUCAAAUAUGAAAAAUAUUCCCGAUAGUUUGCUGUUUUUUUUUUUAAUUAUGUUGUCUUUGAAAUCAAUUGGCUAAAUGUAUUAAGUAUAUCAUUGUGGACUAGCCAUAUUUCAAGUUUCAGUAGCUACAGGCUAGAAGUUAUGAUACUGGACAGUGUUGAUUUAUUGUCAUUCCUUCAAAUAAUAUACUCCCAUUAAUCUCAGAGUGAGGUUCAUUCCCAGUUACUUACGGGCUGAUUUUCUAGUUUUGUAGUUCCUCAAGACAUUAGGUUGUUUUUUUCUUUAAUGUAUACUGUAUUGAUGAUUUCUUGAUCCUUUGCAUAGCCUUCAAAGCCAGAAUAUGCUAAUGAAAGAAAGCUCCCUCUUAUCCACAGUUUUGGGAACUUUAUCAAUAACUCUGAUAGAGUGUUUCUCUGGAAGGGGGAUGAAUUCAGUCAUUGGCUUAAAGAUAUUUGUAGGUUCUCAGAUAUCAGAUUCCCAUUUGGUUGUAGACUUGGUUAAGGCAACUCUUGAUGACACAGAGCAUUUGUUCUUUUCAUACUAAGUAGAACUUUUGUGGUAGAACCAACUCUAAAGUCCAUUAUCUAUUUAAAAAAAAAACAACCUUGCAAUUCCUGUGGAACAUAUUCUGUAUGGGUUUUUAUGCCUGUGAAAAAUAAAUAGCAAGUCCUCAUCUUAGUUAAUUGUAACUAUUCAUCUGAAUUUUCUGAACCUCUUUUCUGCCUAACAGCAGAAGUAACUGAGGUAGAUCAGGAGAAUUCCUAGGCCCUGGGGAUUCUUAGAGCUGCAUGCGGGAGACCUGGGAUUGACCAGCAUGCCAGUAGACACCAGUGAAUCCACAAGUUUUUUGUUUACUUCCCGCCUUAGGAAGGCCCUGGUUCUUUCCCACCACCUCCACCCACUCCCAAGUCCUUUCCUCCUGAUGUUAUGCUGCCUCAGGCUAUUUAGGGACCAUCCCAUCUACCUGAAAUGAGUUUGCCUCCUAACUUUAGUCCCUGGGCAAUGCUUGCUUAGUGCUUUUGUUGAAUCAACAAAGGGCCUGAGGCCUUAGAUUUUUAUUAAGGUCUCUGCCCCAGGCAUGGUGCUCAAUAUCUUGGCCAAAUAAAUUACUUUCCUUGAAUAUCCAGGAAUCUUAGACUAAAGCAUUGAGGAGUUAUCACCUCACCCUCAAAACUCCAACAAAAUCUAUGCCUUAGUGUUGUUUUUUGUUGUCUGCUUUGAUGUAUAAGCAAGUGUAUUUGGAGCAAGAAGCUGCAGUACUCCAAACACACAUUAGGCCUUUUCUUUAUCAUCCAUACAACAUUUCUGGUUUAGGUAAAUGUAAAUGGGCCAUGUUAUUUGUCCAAGGAAGCAAGUGUAAAAAUACAAAAAUAAUUUUUUUGUCCUAAAUGCUGUUUUGUUUACUUUUGUCAAGAUAUUUACCAGUGUCAAACUCAAACAAUAGUACUGUGUAAUUAUGUACAAAGUUUUUUUUUAUUUAUUUGAAAUUAGACUAGAUAUACAUUUUUAAAUUUAACAUCUGGCUGGACAGUGUUCUAUUAACUCAUUGAAUGUGUUUCCUUUGUCUUGUGUUAAUAAAUAUUGAUGCUUGA
Sorex araneus (European shrew) is the source of this 8922-nucleotide messenger RNA. RefSeq names its product disco interacting protein 2 homolog B (gene DIP2B). The coding region runs from base 148 to 4878 and encodes 1576 amino acids. The transcript is spliced from 38 exons. The record is from RefSeq and is a predicted model, not a curated record. Lineage: Eukaryota; Metazoa; Chordata; Mammalia; Eulipotyphla; Soricidae.